AUGAAUGGCUAUUUAAUGGGUGGUGCUCAUGGUGAUGAUGACAAUGGUGAUAAUGAAGAUGAUGGUGACAAUGGUGAUAAUGAAGAUGAUCAUGGUGAAGAUGAUAGUGGUGGUCAUAAUAAUAAUGAAGAUGGUUGCAGGGACAGUCACAAUGUUGAUAAUGAUGGUGAUAGUGGUGAUGGUGAAGGUCAUGAUAGUGAAGAUGAUGGUGGUGAUGAUGGUGAAGGUGAUAGUGGUAAUGAUGGUGAUGAUGGUGAAGAAGAUCAGUGGUGAUGAUGGUGAGGAUAAUGGUGAAUAUGAUGGUGAUGAUGGUGAAGAUGAUGGUGAUGAUGGUGAAGAUGAUGGUGAUGAUAAUGGUGAUCAUGAUAGUGAUGAUGGUGGUGAUGAUGGUGAAGAUGGUGGUGAUGAUAGUGGUGACAAUGGUGAUGAUGGUUUGUAAUAAUGGUGAAGAAGAUGGUGAUGAUGGUGAAGAUGGUGAUGAUGAUAAUGGUGAAGAUGGUGAUGAUGAUGAAGAUGAUGAUAAUGGUGAUGAUGGUGAUGAUAGUGAAGAUGGUGAUGAUGGUAAAGAUGGUGAUGAUGAUAAUGGUGAUGAUGGUGAAGAUGAUGGUGAUGAUGAUAAUGAUAGUGAAGAUGAUGAUAGAUGGUGGUAA
Molecule: messenger RNA, 650 nt
Organism: Paramuricea clavata
Lineage: Eukaryota; Metazoa; Cnidaria; Anthozoa; Malacalcyonacea; Plexauridae
Source: the annotation of a GenBank genome assembly